GGUUGAGUGUCUAAAUCCUAUUAAUGGAGAGGCUUUGGGCAUCACUAAGAUCGAUCAACCCUUAUCACUGGAUGGCUCUCUUAAUGAUGAUCAUGUUGUUGGAUUGCAUCUCUUCAAAACUAAAGGAAUCGAUGUUCCAUCAAGGUCAGUUUCAUUACUUACCUGUCUGGAAAAGGGUAAUGCUUGCUUGAGGUCCAUUCCCGUCGGUGAUGCGCCAGAAAACUCAACUACUGCUUCUCAUAUUACAUGGAAUGUAUGCUCUUCUGGUAAAAUAAUAUGUUCUUCAGUGGAUAAAAGUGAGAAUUAUGCCUUAUUUGGAGGGUAAGUUUCCGUAAGCUGUUAAAGAAAUGUAUAUGAGUUUGUUGCAAUUAUAUUCAUGGGUGACAGCCUCUUUAAUAAAAAUUUGAAAGGUUGUUAUAUUGCCUAAUUUUGGCCUAGUACUUUAAUUUGUGUUUUCUUUUCUCUCAGGAAUGGCAUUGAAUUGAACAUGUGGGAUCUUGGAAAAUGCAGUAAGAUCUGGAGUGCAAAAUCUCCUCCUUCUAAUAGACUUGGUAUAUUCUCUCCAACUUGGUUUACUGCUGCAACUUUUCUGAGUGAAGAUGACCAUAGAAAAGUUGUGGCUGGCACGAUCAAUCAUCAGAUUCGUCUUUAUGAUACUUCAGCACAGAGGAGACCUGUAAUUUCAGUCGACUUUAGAGAAUCUCCAAUUAAAGCAGCUUGUGAAGAUCUAGAUGGCUAUACAGUCUAUGUAGGCAAUGGUUUUGGGGAUCUUGCUUCAUUUGAUAUGAGAACAGGAUUGGACAGCUAUUUGCGUGUGUGGGAUGCAAAGACGAGACAACUUCUAUCUGCGGUUUUCCUCAAGCAACAUCUAACAAAUGUGGUGAUCGAUUCACAUUUCUCAGGUUCCAAUGGCAAUACUUGUGAUCAACAAGCUGAUCUACAAGUAUGCGAUGAUACUGAAACCAUAGAUAAUGAUGAAUUGCCAAUCUCUAGCGGUAAGAAAGUAUCUAAAAGGAAGAGAGUUGGCAAAGUCAAGAAGAAAAGAAAGUCUGGGACCAGUACGAUGAUGAAACAAGUGAAGCCCAUGUAUUAA
Messenger RNA from Musa acuminata AAA Group (dessert banana), 1093 nucleotides. RefSeq lists its product as uncharacterized. Bases 488 to 1093 code for a protein of 201 amino acids. The record is from RefSeq and is a predicted model, not a curated record. Gene Ontology annotation, cellular component: preribosome, large subunit precursor; nucleolus. NCBI's taxonomy places the organism in Eukaryota, Viridiplantae, Streptophyta, Magnoliopsida, Zingiberales, Musaceae. The transcript has 7 exons. Gene Ontology annotation, molecular function: protein binding. Gene Ontology annotation, biological process: ribosomal large subunit biogenesis.